Molecule: messenger RNA, 1682 nt
Organism: Panonychus citri (citrus red mite)
Lineage: Eukaryota; Metazoa; Arthropoda; Arachnida; Trombidiformes; Tetranychidae
Exons: 4
Coding region: 250-1356 (368 amino acids)
Source: RefSeq, a predicted model, not a curated record
UUUUCAGACUCCAAUCAGUUAAUUGUUCAUCUAAUUUACAAUUAACCUUGUUCUUCAUGUUGAUUGAUUAAAUUCAAUGGUAAUUCAAUCGAACACCUUUUUUGUUUGUUUCUCUAUCAUCCAUGUUAAUUUAAAACCGUUCAUUUUGAUACCUUUCAAUGUGAUGUAAUUUACAUAUAACUUGUAUCUUUUUACACCUGAUCAUCCUUUUCAUCAUCUUCAUCUUCAUCUUCACCAUCACCUGAUACCAUGAUGAAAUAUCAUCUUGCUCCUUCAUCCAUUUUCAUGGCAAUGAUUAAGAUGAUGUGUCAUCAACUUACCUGGUUAAGUAUCAGUUUCCUACUUAAAGAUUUAUAUUAUCAUCAUAGUGGUCAAUGUCUACGAUUGGUCAGCGUCUCUGUACCUUACAUGGCAUUUACUGGAUCGGAUGUUUCAAUGAACUGUUCAUAUGACUCAGAAAAUGAUACAAUCUACUCAUUGAAAUGGUAUCACAAUGAAACUGAAUUCAUCUCAUAUCGACCAUCAGAUCUAAUCAAUGUCCUCCGUGUCUAUGAACUACCUGGUAUAGCAGUGGACAUGGACAAUUUGACCGAUGUUAAAUUCAUUGAAUUGGUCAAUCUUGACCAUCAAUCAUCUGGACACUACAAGUGUGAAAUUAUUGCUGAAACAACAUUUCAAACUGAUUCAGAUUCUGGUUACUUAAAGAUUAUCGAUAACAUUUUACCCUCUGAUAAUGAUGAUGAUGACCAUGGACUAGAUAAAACUGACCACAAUGAUGAAGAUGGAGAUGAUAUUGACGAGGAGACAAUUGAAUUAACUGAUGUGACCACAAGUGAUUACUUAAAACCGAUAAUAACUGUUACCAGAACUGAAUAUCAACUUGGUGAUGAGGUUCAACUCAAUUGUUCAUUAACGAUUCCGCCAUCAUUGUUUACCUCCCACUCCACCAUCUCGACACUGGGAUCAACAUCCUUCACACCAACAAAGGAUAAAAUUGAUUUACACUGGAAACUUCCGGUUACUUGGGAUCAAAGGUCUUGCCCAUACAAGAUAAUCAAUUACGAUAUUGAUAAAAGCAAAACAAUCAACAACAAUGAUACAAAUGGUUAUCAACAAACAACAAUCGGUUUACAAUUAACUAUAAAUCACUGUCAUCUGAGUGAUAAUUCAACAAUUAAAUUAUCAUGUAUCGGAUUAAAAUCAGCUGAUCAUGAGGAUAAGAAUCCAAGGAAAAGGUUGAUAAGAACUUGGCUUGGAUGGAGAUAUUCAAAUUCAAUUAGAAAUCAGAAUCAAUUUAAAUUAUCUGUCUUGAUGGUAAUUACAAUUAACUUAAUAGCAUCUUCAUCGUCAAUAUAAGAUGACAAUUAAAUGUUGAUCAAUUCACCGAUUGAUCCAAUUUCAUUAAUGUCAUUCAAUCCAAUUUGAUUCAUAUGGUUCAUGAGAUUGUGACUUUAAUAUUAUCAAAUAUUGAUGAUGAUGAUCAUCAUCAUGAUAUUAAUCAUUGAAUCUCUAUGGUAACAUGAUCAUCAUGAUAAAUUGUUGAUUGGAUUAAGUAUUAAAUGCAUAACUGUUUUUCAACUGGUAACCAGAAUUACAACUUAAUCAUCAUGUUUGAUUCUUGAUUAAUGAUCAAUGAUUAACUAUUGACAGUUUCUCGAUAAUAAUUAAUCGGAGAAAAGAAA